UCUCCUUCUUCUCAGUGACAGGGAACCCACCGUUUCAUGUCGAGUGGGGACAUUCAUGUAGAUGUCGCUGCUGUGAUGACGUGCAGUUGUGUAGAUGGAGCCUCAGACAUGAUAUGUACACAUGACCCCGCUGGUGGAUCAGUGAUCAGUGAUCAGUGGAGCAAAGAUGAGGCGAGGAUGAAGAAUUGUACAGUCAUGGUCAUGACUGUGACGCAUUAACGGGUAAUGUGGGUAAGUGUUCCCCGUGCUGCCUUUGAAUGUCCGUCACCAUGGCUAAACGUGAGAGCGGCAGUGCCAGCCCUGUGGUCAGGCAGAUAGACAAGCAGUUCCUGGUCUGCAGCAUCUGUUUGGACCAUUAUCACAACCCCAAGGUCCUUCCCUGCCUGCACACCUUCUGCGAGAAGUGUUUACAGAACUACAUCCCGCCCCAGUCCUUGACGCUGUCUUGCCCGGUAUGCAGACAGACCUCCAUCUUGCCUGAGAAGGGCGUGGCAGCCCUGCAGAACAACUUCUUCAUCACAAACCUAAUGGAGGUGUUGCAGAGAGACCCCGAGUGCAGCCGACCGGAGGCCUGCAACGUUCUCGAGUCGGCCAGUGCAGCUACAGCCUGUCAGCCCCUCUCCUGCCCCAACCACGAGGGCAAGGUGAUGGAGUUCUACUGCGAGUCCUGUGAAACAGCCAUGUGUCUGGAGUGCACAGAGGGAGAACACAGGGAACAUGUGACGGUUCCUCUGAGGGAUGUGCUAGAACAGCACAAGUCUGCGCUGAAGAACCAGCUGGACACUGUGCGCAACAGACUACCUCAGUUGACGGCUGCCAUUGAGCUGGUGAACGAAAUCUCCAAGCAGCUUUCAGAGAGGAAAAAUGACGCCGUGUCUGAAAUCAGCAGCACUUUUGAUGAGCUGGAGAAAGCUUUACACCAACGCAAGACAGCGCUCAUUAAUGAAGUAGAAAACAUCUGUGGCACCAAGCAGAAGGUGCUCCAAACCCAGCUGACAUCUUUGCUUCAGGGUAAAGAAAACAUCCAAAGCAGCUGUAACUUCACAGAACAGGCGCUGAGCCACGGCAGCGCCACUGAAGUCCUGCUGGUCCAGAAGCAGAUGAGCGAGCGGGUCAGCGCUCUGGCCCGGCACACCUUUCCCGAGCAUCCUCACGAAAAUGGACAUCUGGAAUGCCAGGUAGAGACGGAUGGGCUGCGGCGCUCCAUCCAGAACCUGGGUGUGCUGAUCACGACCGGGGCUGUGGGCCACACCAGCGUCGCCACAGGUGAAGGCCUGCGACACGCACUGGUCGGCCAACACACCACUGUCACCGUCACCACUAAAGACAAGGAUGGAGAACUGGUGAAGAGCGGCAACGCCGCCCUCAGGGCUGAGAUCGUGGCCGCGGAUGGAGUGUGCACCGAGGCGGAGGUGGCGGACAACAAAAAUGGCACCUACGAGGUUGGAUAUACCGUCCGCUCAGAGGGAGAACACGCCUUCUCUUUGCUGCUGUAUGAACAGCCCGUGAGGGGGAGUCCAUUCCGCCUGCGUGCAGUCAAACCGUCAGACGUCCUGCAGUCGCCGGACGACGUGAAGAGGAGAGUGAAGUCGCCGAGUGGAGGGGGAGGUCACGUUCGGCAGAAGGCCGUCCGCAGACCCUCCAGCAUGUACAGCACCACCAAGAAAAAGGAAAACCCAAUAGAGGAUGAGCUGAUCUACAGAGUGGGAACAAGAGGGCGAGAUAAAGGAGAAUUUACUAACUUGCAAGGCAUCUCCACCUCCAGUAAUGGACGCAUUGUUGUGGCAGACAGCAACAACCAGUGCAUACAGGUGUUUUCAAACGAUGGUCAGUUUAAAAUGAGGUUUGGGGUCAGGGGUCGGUCACCGGGGCAGCUGCAGCGCCCCACAGGGGUCACGGUGGACAUGAACGGCGACAUCAUCGUCGCCGACUACGACAACAGAUGGAUCAGCAUCUUCUCCUCGGACGGAAAGUUCAAGAGCAAAAUAGGAGCCGGGAGACUGAUGGGACCAAAAGGCGUGGCCGUGGAUAAGAAUGGACACAUCAUCACAGCCGACAACAAGGCCUGCUGCGUCUUCAUCUUCCAGUCAAACGGGAAAUUGGUGACCAAGUUUGGAGCCAGAGGGACGUCCGACAGACACUUCGCAGAAAAAAGUGGUGCAAACAUUGCACUGGAACAAAAGCUUAGUAAAUCUGGCCCUGUUUUCAGUCCUCACUUUGUGGCUGUAAAUAACAAAAAUGAAAUAGUGGUAACAGACUUCCAUAACCAUUCAGUGAAGGUGUACAAUGCUGACGGGGAGUUCCUGUUUAAAUUCGGCUCCCAUGGAGAGGGGAACGGGCAGUUCAACGCCCCGACAGGCGUAGCUGUGGACGCCAAUGGAAACAUCAUCGUUGCCGACUGGGGCAACAGCCGGAUCCAGGUGUUCGACAGCUCAGGCUCCUUCCUGUCCUACAUCAACACGACAGCGGACCCGCUCUACGGCCCGCAAGGCCUGGCCCUGACGUCCGACGGUCACGUGGCAGUGGCCGACUCUGGGAACCACUGCUUCAAGGUCUACCGCUACCUGCAGUAGAAGCACUGACGGCGACACAACCAAUGUAAUCCACGGGGUGCGAUGACCUUUCCAGUACAGCCGGUUUUUGUUUUAUUUUUUUUGUUUUUUGUUUUUUUUUUUUAAAUGUGCACAUCAGCUGAUCUACCGGAUAUUAUAAAGUGACUGAGUUUCCUCUUUACCGCGUGUAUUCAAGGUUGAUUAUGAAGUUGGAUGAUGUAGCGUCAGACAUGAAGUUAAGGACUGGUUUGACAGAACAUGUGUUGAAGGUCUUAUUAUUAUCAUUAUUAUUGUUAAUAAUAAAAAUAAUAAUAAUAAUAAUAAGAAGAAGAAACCCCCCACCCAGACAGUAAAGGAGAUGGAAGUAUUUAAUAAUGAGCCAUAACUUGUCCAAAUGCAUGAAGUUUUCUUUUUAUGCCUUUUAUCGCCUAGGCAACGACACCGCAUACGCAUCAGUUGCUUCUCGAAUGAACUAGUUAACGCUUACAGUAAAAACAAACAGCAGUGUGCUUCUUUAGCAAAGAAAUGUAAAAUCUGUCAUUUAAGGGCAAAUGUCAUCAUCAUCUUCAUCAUCAUCACCAUCCGCGCAUUGAUUUGCUGUAUGUACUGUAUAUACAUAAAUGUAUAUUGUGUAUAUUAGAUCACUGGGUAUGUGUGUGCUAUGAUUUUCAAACACAGUAAAGAUUCAGAAGAGCAGCAGCGGUCAAGGACUCCGGGAUUUUAAACGUGUUUGGCAGCUGUUUAACAAGAAAAAAACAAAUACCGACGACGUUAAGUGUGCUUUUGAAAAACCUGCAUACAGCACAUGCUAAAAAAAAGAAGAAAAGUGUCAUAUUUAUUGCUAAUGUAAGCAGCACAAUACUAAUUUGUGUUAAUAUGUGUUGUUUUAAACGGGGGGGGGGAAGCAAAAUGAAAAAAAAAAAGCUAAUUUAUUUGAUUUUAUACACUAGUUCAGCAUUUACAAAUUAUUUUUCUAAAGUGAUGUGCUUUUGUUUCUCUUCUUCUUUUCAGUUUUAUUCCAGUCCCUUGAAGGGAAUUUUUACCUUAAAGCAGAAUUCAGUUUCCCACACACACACACACAUCAGGAACAUUUAGAUCCAUGUUUAUGUACACACGCAGCAGAUCUUCUCCAAAAGCUAUUUUGCAAUGCUUUUAAUAUUUAGAAAAGCUUUGUUGUUUGAAGUUGCUAAUGCAUCCAAAAUAUGAAAUAUGACACAUCUCAGGAAAUCCAGCCAAAUUAGAUCAACGCCAUAUCAGUCAGUACAACUUUAAAUACUUAUUUUGUGGGAGAUAUUUGGAGACUUUUUGUGAGAAAACUGUUGAUUUCCACAAAUACAAGAUUGGAGACAUUUUGGGAUGGAAUUUGAAUUCUGUUUUUUGAUUUUCUUGUUUGUUCAUUUCGCUUUCACCUAUUACAGAAAUGUUACUUUAUUAGAGGACGUUUGCCAGCAGAGUCACCAAUGGUUUUGUGUCACUUGCCUAUGAUUAGUUUAUGUUCCCAAACGACUGCUCGAUAGGAGUUUUCACCUGCAGUACAUAAAAGCCAUGACCUGUGUCAGUAGAGCUGGGUUUUUUUUGCUCUUGCUCCCCCCAGUGUUCAUUCUAUGUAAAGUCAUCAUAAACCCUGGUGCCAGAGCAAAACAGGCCAGGUGUGUGUGAGAGAGGAGCAACUUCCUGGUUUGAUAUACUGUAAUUACCAAUAAAACUGUGCUAAAAACACCUGAACACCAGACUCUCUGUGCUCCGGGAUAUAAGCUGCUCUCAGCAGUGAGGUCAACCAGGAAGCUGCUUCUCUUCAUUUCACCUGCUCUGAUGUUUGACUUGUUGCCAAACAGAAGCCCCGGACAUCUUUUAAGAGUCAAGAGGCCCCGCCCCCCCCCCCCCCCCGACUUUUUGUGAGACGAGUCUGAAGCAUUUUAACCUUACGCCGUUUGAUCGUGUCACACCACAUGCAAACAAUCUUGUUUUCUCUAAUAUGCACUGGUAAUAAAAGCACAUGGUUUA
This is a messenger RNA of Solea solea (common sole), 4556 nucleotides long. RefSeq names its product tripartite motif-containing protein 3-like. Bases 258 to 2573 code for a protein of 771 amino acids. Gene Ontology annotation, molecular function: zinc ion binding; ubiquitin protein ligase activity; translation repressor activity. Gene Ontology annotation, biological process: protein polyubiquitination; negative regulation of translation; proteasome-mediated ubiquitin-dependent protein catabolic process. NCBI's taxonomy places the organism in Eukaryota, Metazoa, Chordata, Actinopteri, Pleuronectiformes, Soleidae. The record is from RefSeq and is a predicted model, not a curated record. The transcript is spliced from 13 exons.